GUUCACUAGGAAUCAAUUAUAACGACAUCACUUCGCGAACAGCACAGGAAAUGCCACGCCACGCCAUUUCAUCUCAUCUCACCCCCGCACCUAUUACAUUGUUCACAAAUAGAUCGUUUAAGACUGCAGAUAUAGUCAUUCACUACAAUCCCCUCUAGAUACCCCUUGAGUGGGCCUUCAAUCCACAGACAUAAUAUUUCUGCACUCCCAGCACAAUAUCCUACAUCCCCGCCUCACCGCUCUCCCCGCCCUGACCGCCUCCCAGUCAGCCUCCCGGUCAACCUCCCCAGCCUCUAUACAACGUCUUAAUAAACUAACGGCGCUGAUAAACUAAUUAUUGCUACUGUGGGUGUUAUAUAGAGAAUGCCGCUAUAAUAUAUGCCAAGCCUACAUAGUUAUACAGGGGCAACAUACGUUAAAAAGCCACGAUGGGCUUGGCAACGAGGCCGAUGUACCUAGAAUUAUGUAGUCGCGUAUUUGAUUGGCCAGUUGCCCCUGCUCGCGCAUUUAAAGGGUGGCGACCACAGAAAACACCUGGAAUUCCUCGACCACUUCGCUUUUUCGAGCUGGGGUUUCCCCAAUCCUAAGAUCACCCCUCAUUUUACCCCACGUGUGAGGUCGACUGUCUACUUGAAUACGGGGAACAGCAUGGUUCGAUCGUGGGGAUUUCGGUGAAAUAUUAUAUAAAUAUUUGAAACAAUUUGGCCGAGACUUUUACUUGCCAUCUGAUGAUCUGAAUUAGUGGUCCCUUUGGUCCCACAGCAGUUGCAGGCCCCUGGAACGAAACGUCAUGUUAAGCUCGCGCUUUCGUCUUGGGGCGAGUUCUGCACGAUCGGGCACGUUGAUAGGUGGCUGACAGUCAGCCUACCCACAUGAAUUUUUACCAACUAGACUCCAACUAGCAAGGCGUAAUGGACCCCAGAGGGGCCAGUUAGUUGAGCCUCCGUUGAGAUUUGAGAUCGACAUGGAAGUGAGUUCUCCAUUGAAGUCACCGGCAAAUAAUUUCACCAGGUGAUGUACAGAAAACUAUAACUAUAAUUACCCCAUACCCCAGAUUCGUGGGGAUCUUUUGAGAGUUUCUGUUGAAUGCUUUUCUCUUGCUCUUUCAUCCCAAUCACUCGUUGUCGCCUCUCUUAAGCUGCCGGUCAAGCUGAGAAACGACACAAUGGCAGACCAAUUAUCUAAAGAGGGCGCACAUGCGGCCCAGGUCGACAAGCCGACUUCUGAAGGAAUCGAAAACUUCCAGAAGACGGCGCCCAACGAGAAUGCUGUCGGGCUAUCCUCGCUCGCCGACCCUGAGCAUCGCGCGCGUGUUGAGAAGAGCCUGAAGCGGAAACUCGAUUCUCGAUGCGCGCUCUUCGUCCUCAUCUACAUUAUGAACUACCUUGAUCGCAACAACAUUGCUGCUGCGCGACUAAAGGGUCUUCAAGAUGAUCUUCACUUGGAUAACAACCAAUACGCAACCUGCCUCAGUAUCCUCUACGUUGGGUACAUUCUCAUGCAGGUCCCCUCCAACAUGUUCAUGAACAAAAUCCAGCGCCCCUCGCUCUACAUCUCCGCAGUAAUGAUUGUCUGGGGCCUUGUAUCAACCCUAUCGGGUGUGGUGAACAACUUUGCCGGCAUGGUGUUGAUCCGUUUCUUCCUCGGUUUUAUUGAGGCUGCUUUCCUUCCGGGAGCUUUACUCAUCCUGUCGAAGUGGUAUACCCGCCGAGAGCUGACGACAAGGAAUGCCAUCCUUUUCUGUGGAAAUCUCAUCUCAAAUGCCUUUUCGGCUCUUAUCGGUGCUGGAGUGCUCUCAAACAUGCAAGGUGUGCUGGGUCAUGCUGCUUGGCGUUGGCUGUUCUGGAUCGAGGGAGCCAUCACUAUGGGCAUCGCCCUUUCUGCUGCCUUUAUUCUCCCUGACCUGCCCCACAACACUCGUGGCUUCACGAAGGAGGAGCUUGAACUAGCCCAACUGCGGAUGACCGAGGAUGUUGGCGAGGCUGACACAGAUUCCGAGGACCAAGGGGCCUUCGGUGGACUGCUCAUGGCUUUGAAAGACACUAAGAUGUACAUUCUGAUGUUGACUUUAACCGCCUACGUUGUUGGCCUUUCCUUCAACGCUUUCUUCCCUACUCUUACCAAAACACUCGGCUUCGGCUAUGUGCCAACUCUACUCAUGAGUGCGCCACCGUGGGUGUGUUCUUGUAUUUUCUCUCUGAUCGUUGCCUGGAGCUCCGAUAGGCAUCAAGAGAAGUUCUGGCACAUUGUCGGACCGAUCUGUGUUGGAUUAGUUGGUUUCGUGAUCAGCAUGAGUACAUUGAAUGUCGCUGCUCGAUAUGUCGCUCUCUUCUUGCAAGCAUCUUCUUACGCAGGGUUUAUUGUUUUGUACUCUUGGAUCAGCUCAUCGUUCCCGCGCCCACCUGCUAAGCGCGCCGUUGCAAUCGCAAUGGUCAACGCAUUUAGUCAGCUUGGUAAUGUUGCCGGCUCGUACGUCUGGAAUCUCCCGGCGAAUGGGUUCCGCAAGAGCUACGGUAUCGUGACGGCCAUGUUUGGCAUUACCAUCGUCGGCUGCUUCAUCUUCCGUUUUGUCCUUACCAACCUCAACAAGAAGCUCGAGGAGCAGGAGAGGGCCUUGGAUACCGAGCCUGACUUUGUUAAGGAGGUGAUGAACCAGCCUGACGAGUCUAUGAGGAUGCAGAGGGGAUUUAGAUACCUGGUAUAAGCCUAGAAUGGGUUGCUAGGCAAUACUAUGGCCUGGUGGAGUUAAAUUGUUCAAGACCAUCGACACCGAUGAUACCCGCGGACGCUAUACCAUAGCCAUCCAGUAUGUUGUAGGCCAAUGGUCACCCUUGGAGUUACAAAUCUAGACUCUAGAGUAAGCACAAUAGUAUGGAAUACAAAAUUAUAAAUAUAUGUUUUUAUUAGAACAA
Pseudogymnoascus verrucosus is the source of this 2912-nucleotide messenger RNA. RefSeq lists its product as uncharacterized. The transcript is spliced from 5 exons. Lineage: Eukaryota; Fungi; Ascomycota; Leotiomycetes; Thelebolales; Thelebolaceae. Gene Ontology annotation, molecular function: transmembrane transporter activity. Gene Ontology annotation, biological process: transmembrane transport. Gene Ontology annotation, cellular component: membrane. The coding region runs from base 1166 to 2704 and encodes 512 amino acids. The record is from RefSeq and is a predicted model, not a curated record.